GCUUUUUAGCGCGGCAGUAGUAUUCCAUCCCUGGACGCCCUUUAUCACCACAAACCAAAACAAUACGCGAGAAAUAUAUAAAUAAGAGCCUUUUGCAGCCGCAUUCUUAUUCCAGUCUUUGCAAUGUCGGACUCACCGCCACGGGCAAGGAAUUCCGAACAGGCUCUCAUCCAGCUGAAGAAAUUUGGGUACGCCUUUAAUAAAGAGGGAGUCCUACGCAAAAUCGAUCCCGCGACAGGCGAGCCCGGCGAGGAGCCCUAUUCCUACAACGUCAGCGACGACCCCGCCGAAAACGAGAGGCACUACCAGAAUUUGGCCAACCAAAUCCCGGAAAUUGUCUAUGAACUGCUGGAGAAAAACGGUCUUUGCCGCACCUACAUCCCCUUCGACAAGGAUCCACAGCGCUCCACGUUUGUAUUUUCCCAACCAUCGAAGCUGUUGCAGUCCAAAAAGCUGCUAGUCCUCAUACAUGGCAGCGGACUUGUUAAUGCAGGACAAUGGGCCAGAAGUUUAAUCAUCAACAACUCGCUGGACCAUGGCUCGCAGCUUCCCUAUGUGCGAAAGGCCCAGAAGCUCGGCUAUGAUCUGCUGAUUACCAACGCUAAUGAUUGUACGCGAUUCUACAACGGAAAGAAGAAUCCCAUCAAGGGCGUGGAAACGUCCGUUGAACACAUGAAAUAUGUUUGGAAAAAUAUUGUGUUGCCCUCGAAUCCGGAGAGCGUGGCAAUUGUGGCCCACAGCUACGGCGGAUGUCUUACUUUGGAUCUGGUGGAGCGCUUUUCGGAUUUCUUUAAGGAGUCUGUUUUUGCGAUUGCCUUUACCGAUGCGGCUAUGGGAAGUCCCCAGGCGAAGAACAGGGACUACCUAUGCGAAGUGAGCUGUGACUGGGUGGCCAGCAGCUCACCCCUGGACACUCCCGUCUCCGAGUCUAAGAAAAGCAUCCGGAAGGUUUCUGCUGGACACACCAAACACGAGUGGACUUCGCACUCGGCUAUUGAUCCUGUAUUUAAGUUUAUUGAGGAAAAGUAUGAGCAGAGGACGAAUAAGAAGUGACAGCCUCCGUCAAGUUGUGAAAGAAUUUUUGUACACCCCAUUUCUAAUAAAUAUCUCGUGCACACAUCUAA
Drosophila biarmipes is the source of this 1124-nucleotide messenger RNA. Its product is annotated as FAM172 family protein homolog CG10038. The transcript has 6 exons. Lineage: Eukaryota; Metazoa; Arthropoda; Insecta; Diptera; Drosophilidae. Gene Ontology annotation, biological process: regulatory ncRNA-mediated heterochromatin formation. Bases 124 to 1053 code for a protein of 309 amino acids. Gene Ontology annotation, molecular function: siRNA binding. Gene Ontology annotation, cellular component: nucleus. The record is from RefSeq and is a predicted model, not a curated record.